AGUUCAACCGUUCCGCUCAUUCAUUCGACCCGAUGUCAUUCCUACAGAGAGCCGGCACGAGACCACUCGUGAGAUCCUUCCAAUGCCAUCGAAAACCACAAUUCAUACGUCCCCUCUCGACAUUAGAGAAUAAUCCACACAUAUACAUCUCCCCGGGCCCACAAGGCACACACAUCCUAACCCUCCUCCCAACCACGCCCCCAAAUCCGCGCCUAUCGCUGGGAACAACCGGGGUCCUCCCGCCAACUCCAAACAGCUUCCACACAAAUCCGCAUUUCCUCACCCUCCUCCAUGAAACUCUGCGCACCCACGCUCACAAUUGUCCCGAGGUACAAGCCUCCGCCGCAACGUACGCAUCUCCGGGCGGCUCAAGUAUAUUUGCCGCGCGCAGGACGCACGGAACGGCGGUGAGUAAAGGUGGGAGUGGAGCUGGCGGGGCGAAUUUACAGGGCGGAGUGGGAGGUGGUGGCGUGGGUGGGUGGGCGCAUGUUUACGACUUGAGGAAUCCACCACCGUUCGGGAGGGUUGGUGAUCCGGGAGAUAUUAUCGGCAGUGUGGGGGUUGAUGGGAAUGGAAGGGUGGUGGAAGGGAGGUAUGAGGCGUGUACGGCUUAUAGGGUUGUUGCUAAUGAGGGGAUACUGGGAUUGAGUGGUUAUUUAAGGGGGAAAUUAGUGGAGAGGUUGGAGGAAGAGGAGAGGAAGGGCUAG
Molecule: messenger RNA, 707 nt
Organism: Tuber melanosporum (Perigord truffle)
Lineage: Eukaryota; Fungi; Ascomycota; Pezizomycetes; Pezizales; Tuberaceae
Exons: 3
Coding region: 33-707 (224 amino acids)
Source: RefSeq, a predicted model, not a curated record